CAUGGCUUCCGUACACAUCACAGCUCGUGCAGGCGUGCUAGCCCAUGGCUACAGUGCUUCAUACUGUGAGCAGGUGUUGGUCGGUGUGGGGUUUGGGUUGCUGCCUUUGUAGUUUUCAUCUUCUUAAGCUUUUGUCCGAAUGCCUUCCCAGUUCCCACAGACCCAACACUCCGUAAGUCUGCAACUACUUGAGAUUCCAAAAGGGUCAAAAGAUUUCAGACUCUUAGAGCCUUUUUUAAGAAUUUCAGCAUCUGAAUCUCAAACAUUACUUCAGUAACCUGAAACCCCAGUUGAAUCAUCUCUGACCCAUAUCUUAUUUUUCCUUCCCUUCGAUUCAGUUCUUCAAACGAAUCAAACCCUUUUACCUCUAGCUUCUUUUAAUCAUUCCUGUUCUCUGCAAAUGUGACUGAAGUAAUACUAUUGAAGAAGAGGCCAGAGGCAAUGGCAACCUGUGUGGUGGUGAAGAACUUGGCCAGUGGGAGAAACGGCGGCAGCAAAUUUGAAGCAAAAGUAGUUUUCAGAUGUAAAUUUUGACAGUAGGGUGACAGGAUACUAGAAAAGCUUGAAAUCAUGGAGGACAGAAUUAGUGAAAUGCCAGAACAAAUUCUUCAUUCGAUCUUAUCAUUUUUGACACUGAAGGAGGCCACAGCUAGUAGCAUCCUUUCUAAAAGAUGGAAAGACCUCUCGUCAUCUUUCGUGGCACUUACCUCUACCCUCAACUUAGAUGUUGCAAACAUGAUUGGAUAUGAUCAGUACGACAAAGAAUUCUGGGCUAAAGAUAAUCAAAGAUGUGAAUUUGUAAGAUGGGCUGAUAAAAUCCUGCAGCUUCACCAGCACCCAAAGGUUUAUGCAUUCAGGGUUCAAUUUUACCUAAGCCAAGAGUUUGCCUAUCAUCUUGAUAGAUGGAUUGCAAAUGCUGUGGAUAAGGGAGUCCAAGAGCUUGACCUUGACUUGGAUAUGUCUCACAAAUAUCCGUUGGGAGAUAAUCUCUACAACUUUCCUUGCUGGCUUUUCCCUCAAUAUAGAGAGCCCCACAUAAAGCAUUUGUUUCUGAACUCCUGCAUCCUGAGACUCCCUCCUGAUUUCAGUGCAUUUAGCUCCCUUUUAGCCUUCAGUUUAGAAAAUGUACUCAUAUCUGAAGAAGAUAUUCUUUACAUCAUGUCCAACUGUUUACUCCUUGAAUCCUUGAAAGUGAGAAACUGCCCUUCCAUAGUUUGUUUGAAAAUUGAUGGUCCAUGCCCCCAGUUGAAACAUUUAUGCAUAUCAAGGUGUCAUCACUUGGAGAACAUUGAGAUUGUUGCCAUAAAUCUUCUUUCCUUUGAGUAUAUUGGAACCACACCAAAUUUGUCUUUCAAAUUUGUUCCACAACUUGUAACGGCAAGUAUCUGCACAACGAGUGGUGGUAUGACUUAUGCUCUUGAUAGACUUCCAUGUGAUAUUCCUCGGCUAGAGACCUUACUCCUAUUCUCACCAACAAUGAAGGAAAAUGUGCUGCCAGCUAAGUUGUCUAUGUUCACUAAUCUAAAGAAAUUGGUGUUGACGGCUGGCCGUACAUCAAACAGAGGAAGCCUCAUCCCUUUUACUGCUACCUUUCUUAAGGCUUGUCCUUUUCUGCAGAAAUUUAUGCUGCAUCUGGUGGCUGGAAGUCCCUGUAAAGAAGUAAUAACAGAAGCAAAGCUUUGUUCAUCUGAAUGCACCCAUAACCAACUCAAGGAAGUUCAGAUAAGUGGUUUUAGAGGUUCCUUGGAUGAAAUUGAGCUGGCAUCAUAUAUUAUGAGGAUUGCUGUGGUGCUUGAAAAAAUGACCAUUGACCCAAAAGUCGCUGAUUAUCAAGGAGAAGGCAAAUGGAAUGCCAUUGACGGGAACAAGUUAUGGUCCAACUGCUUGCAGAAAAGUAUUUGUAAAUCACUGUCCAGACUAGUCCCUCCCCAUGUUCUAUUAAUAGUUUUGUGAGCAUUCAAGUAAUUUUCUUAGCAACUAACAGCAAGUAGCGCCUUCUCGUUUUGCAUUGUAGAGUUGCAGAAUGAAGGAGACUGUUUGUCAUAGUGCCUUCAUUUUAUUUAACUUGUAACAUGUAUCGCGGUAACUGAAGAUGUUAAUGAGCUGCUGUUCUAAUGA
Molecule: messenger RNA, 2118 nt
Organism: Macadamia integrifolia
Lineage: Eukaryota; Viridiplantae; Streptophyta; Magnoliopsida; Proteales; Proteaceae
Product: F-box/LRR-repeat protein At3g58900-like
Exons: 4
Coding region: 571-1953 (460 amino acids)
Molecular function (GO): protein binding
Source: RefSeq, a predicted model, not a curated record